UUCUUUUGUUUCUGUUAUUUAAUCUCACCAAUUGUUACUUUUUAAUUGUUACUGAUUCUUAUUUAAAAGAACCCAUAGUAUAUUUAAAUCAUAUUCUUCAACUGAUUAACUUCUCGCUUGUAACAUUUAUUGCAAGUUAAUUGUUGAUAGAAAUUAUUUUCUAUUUCUAUUUCUCUUUAUCAUUUUAUCUGUUUAUUCAUUUUCAUUUGUUUUUCCUUUUUCUUUCUUUUUUUUUGUUUUCUUUUCUAAUUCUUCAUCAUGGACAAUUUACCUGUGAAAAGAUAUCAAAUCAAUCAGUUAAUUAUGGAUUAUCUAGUUGCUCAAGGAUUUAAAGAAGCUGCAGAAAAAUUUAAACAAGAAGCAGGUCUGAACAUGCAAAGACCUAAAGGAUCAGAAAACGAUGCUGAUUUGGCUGAUUUCAAUAUUCUCUUGGAACAAAGGAUUCAAAUUAGAGAAGCAAUUGAAGAUGGUAAAAUUAAAUAUGCUCUGUGUCUAAUUAAUCAAUAUUACCCUGAGUUAAUUGAUCAAAAUAGGAGCCUCUAUUUCAAACUACAGCAACAACAAUUGAUCGAACUGAUUAGAGAACAGAAAACUGAGGAAGCCUUAACCUUUGCCCAGGAACAGUUGAACGUUGACUCUGAAUAUCUGGAACUUCAUGAACUAGAGCGAACCUUAGCUUUGCUUGCUUUCGAUAAACCAUUGAGCUCACCAUACGCUGAUCUACUUCACAUAGAACAUCGACAACAAUUAGCUCUAGAAGUAAAUAGUAUAAUUCUUCAAGAACAAUCAGGAUCCGCUGAUGUCCAACAACCCAAGAUAAUUACACUUCUUAAACUACUCCAUUGGACCCAAAAUGAAUUAGAGAGAAAGAAACAUAAAUUCCCAAAGAUGAUUGAUUUCUCUUCUGCAGAAGUUAUUGGUGAAAUAUAGUUUAAACAAACAAAAGAAACAACCAAUUCUACUAACAAAUUGCAAAAAAAAUCAGUCAAAACUCCCAAUCAUAAUCAUCCUCCACAACACCAGCAACUUUAAUCAACUCACAAAUUUAAACCCACUUUUAAAGAAAAGAGCAAAAAAGAAAAUAAUUAAUCCAUGAAAACACAAACACCACUAAUCAUUACCAAAAUAAAUCCGCCAAUCACUUUAAACAAAAACCUCAUCAAAUUUAAAUAUCAAACAAACAAAAUUGACUAAUCACAAUAAACAAAUUGCGUCAAAUUCAAAAACCAAAA
This is a messenger RNA of Panonychus citri (citrus red mite), 1232 nucleotides long. RefSeq names its product glucose-induced degradation protein 8 homolog. The coding region runs from base 259 to 930 and encodes 223 amino acids. Gene Ontology annotation, molecular function: protein binding. Gene Ontology annotation, cellular component: nucleus; cytoplasm. Gene Ontology annotation, biological process: proteasome-mediated ubiquitin-dependent protein catabolic process. The transcript has 2 exons. The record is from RefSeq and is a predicted model, not a curated record. NCBI's taxonomy places the organism in Eukaryota, Metazoa, Arthropoda, Arachnida, Trombidiformes, Tetranychidae.